Molecule: messenger RNA, 9929 nt
Organism: Amoebophrya sp. A120
Lineage: Eukaryota; Dinophyceae; Syndiniales; Amoebophryaceae
Source: the annotation of a GenBank genome assembly
AGACGAAGAGGCUGAUCACGGGGCGAAAUUUCUGCAACUUCUACGAGGUUCUCGGUGUCUACCCGGGCGCGACCUACGUCGUCAUGAAACAAGCCUACGAGGAAAAGCUUGUGGUUUACCACGAGCAAACGAAGGACCUAAAGAAAACGGGCUUCAGCUUUUCCCCGGAAACGAAGAAGUUCAUUCACGAGUUUCGGAAGCAGCUCUACUGGAUGCUGUCCGUCGCGAAGAAUGUGCUGCUGACACAGGACCCGAAGAUGGGGAAAGGAAAGUACCUGAUUCCCAACAAAGAGUACAAGCAAUGGCUGACCACCUGGGACACGGAACUAGCCGCCUGGCGGGCUGAGUACAUCGAGAAAAUGCGAAUCGAGCAAAACAAACAAAAGCAGCAGGAAGCGGCCAUCGCGGACAGGAAGAAAAAUAAACGUAUGGCAGCAGCAAGUAGUGGCCAUCUUGAUGUCGUGCUGCGCGGAGGUGAUGAAGUCUCUACUUCGAGUGAAGAGCAGGAGGGAGAUCAUGACGAGGGCGAACAAGAAGAGCCGGGGCACCAGCUUGUGGUUGACAAGAAGCGGAAAAAGAUUCUCAAGGGCCUGGAUGACUACGAGGAAGAGGAGGAAGCGGGCACGAACCCGUCGAUGCAGAAGUUGCUGACGCUCUUCAGCGCGGUGCAUCGGGAGCCCAAGGUGUUCCAGGCCUGGGUCGUGAAGCACCGCAUGCCGCUGAAGCGGACCAAGCUGCUUUGGGAGGCCUUUUUGGAGGACCCGAUUCGGUACGGGUCCGGGAGUGCGGAAGACGAGAAGGCGUUUGCCGUGCGCGCGCGCGAACUGAAGGACGACGCGCGGAGGCGGGACCAGCGGGACCGCUCUUUGAUGGAUCACUGGAUGAAGAAGCGGGACAGGGAGAUGGAGUACCAGCAAAUGUGCGAAGAGAAGGGUUAUGGAUUGCAAAAAUGUCUGGGUCUGGAAGAUUACAACUUGUCAUGCUACAUCCGAAUAAUGCAAAAAUCUGUGUUGCAUGAGUGCCAAAAGCUGUCCACUUUCGACCAAGUUGGGAGGCAGUUUCUCAUGCAGGAUAGGCAUGGCAGAGACCUCACACACUCUGUCAUACUAGGUCCCGCAUUCCAGAUAUCAUGGGUCAUGGAAAACCUGCAUGACAAGCUUACACUCUUCCAGACCCAGACACUUUUGCAAUCCAUAAGGGUCUGGAUCCCGAGGGGCUGCUCUGUCCCACGAAGAAAGCGACGCGGAAGCUAUCAAAGUGAAAAAUGCCCCCACCCCCAAAUUUGCAAAAAUUUGUGAUGCGAAGUUUCCAAAUGAAAACUUUUUGCCAUGCAUGAAAGGAGUAUGAAUCUUUCUGAUGCAGAGUCUACUUAGGCGUGUAUCGCAUCGCUUGCAUGACAAGCGCUGCUCUUACUGGGAUCUUUUGCAACGCAAAUUUUUGCUAUUCACGAUUGGAAUUAUUCUGUGACGCUGAUAGAUGCAAGAGGGCGAGUGUUUCAUGUGGAAAGGCUUGCAAUACAAAUGUCCCCAAGUUCGAGGGUGGUGGCAUUUUUCAGUUUGAUAGAAGCCGACCAGCGAAGAGCUCGCGGCCCUGGUGUCGCUCCGCACCACGGGGUGCCAAUUUCAGGGCGCGACCGGGCCGGGCAUCACCAUCAUAUUACAAUAAAAAAUGCCCCCACGAUCGCGGAAUUUGCUAAAGUUCUUUCUCAUGCGAAGUUUCCAAAUGCAAUCUUUUUGUCUUGCAUGAAAGGACUACGACCCUUUAUUCUGAUGCAGAAUCUAGGUGCGCAGCAAGGUAUCUUUUGCAUAACAGAUCCGGCUGCUGUUGGGCCCCUUUGCAACACAAAUUUGAGCUAUUCAGCAUGGAAAAUUUGUGAUGCUGAUAGAUGCAAGACAGAGAGUGUUUCCAUUGGAAAGCUUUGCAAUACAAAUGCUGCCAGGUAGUUCUGGGGUGGGGGCAUUUUUCAUUGUAAUACUUCAAGCCGCAGAUUCUCACCGCAGUCAAGGACGAAGACGCGGUUUUCGUCACGAGGGACGCUUUAUCAAAUGCAAGUAUUCCUGGAUGUCUGGAAGGAUCCAGCUUGUGAUGCUGUCCUUGGAUUCUAGAAACAUCUGUAUUGCCUCGCCAGUUUGUGCUAUGUCACGGAGGGGCCGCCAUUUCUCAUGCGAAAUAGGCAUCAGGAAACCCUCUAAAAAUCUGUUAUGCUAGGUGAUGCAUUAGAGGCACCCUGGGUCAUGCAAAACAUGCAUGGCAAGCCUGGCAAUCUUCCAGAAGACCCAGACAUACUUGCAUUCCAUACGCCUUCAGCUCCUCCUGGAAGCGCAUGACGUCGAACUGUCGUACCGGCGAAGCGCGGAACGUGGAGGAGAUGGCGCUGGCCCGGGAUUUCAACCGUAUCCGUGAGGGGAAGCUGAACCCCGCGCAGCAGGCUGAGCGGCUGAAGAAGCGGACGGAACAGCAAAUCGCCGAAAUGAAGGGACUCACAAAUAACAAGAAGAAGAACAUGUCGGUUUUGGCCCUCGAGGACGACUGCAAUCCGGGAACGAAGAUCUUGCCUAUUGAGGACGAUUUUGUUGUUCAUCCGGAACAACAAGAGGGCCAGAAAAACAACAAGAAGAAGCUAAAGGGCCGCGGCAAGAAUCCUGUAGUAGAAAUCGCGGACGAAGACAGAGAAGAAGACGAUGAUGAGCAACUAGAAGUAGAACAGGCGGAGGUUCUACAGGGGCAAGAAGAAGAAGAAGAACAAUGGCAAAAAGCUGGACGACGUGGUCGAGAUAAGAAGGACAACAAGAAGAACAAUUUCCAGCUGAGCGACUUUGAAGACGAGGAGGGUGUGGAGGUCUUGGAGGACUUUGACGACAUUUUGGACAGUGAUGACGUAUCAAGUGCAAAAGUGUCUGGGUCUGGAAGAAUGCAUGUUUGUUAUGCUUGUCUGGCAUGACUCUACUUAAAUCUGUCAUGCACGUUACCCACACGCUCCAUUUUCCUGUGAUGCAGAAACGCAGUUUGUCAUGCAGAAUAGGCAACACCUAGAAGCUCAGAAACUUGUCAUGCUGAGCCAGCAUUUGUGGCCUCAUCAUGAGACGCCACCCAGCAUUACAAGUUUCCAGACCCAGACACUUUUGCAUUUUAUACGACGUCGGGGAUCAUGAAGAUGUGGAGGACGAGGACGACGAGAUCGAGGUUCCACAAAUAAAAGUAGAGCACCGGAACAAAAUGAUGAAAGAACUACCGCCCGGAGUUCCCCCUCUACCCAACCCUUACGACUUGGAUGAGUGUCGGCGGUUGCUGAAUGGCUUCGAAGCUUCGAGGUCGAAAUCGAAGUCCGCGGUGUCGAGCAAAGAAAACAAAAAGAACAAGAAAACUGCUUCUCGUUGUGACCUAGCGGAACCUAUCAAAGAAAUAAAAUUCAGGUUUAAGCUAUCGGAACCUGUCGAGAAAGCAACCAUCGAAAAAUUCUGGAAGCUAGCGGAACCUAUCAAAGCAUUCAACAAUGCUCAUUCGAGUAGUAAGGGCAAGACUACCACAGCAGGAGGUUCUUCCAGUUCCAAAGCGGACGUAAAACUUGUAUCGAAGAGCAUAUCAAAUGCAAAAAUGUCUGGGUCUGGAAGGGUGAAACUUGUAAUGCUGUCUGUGGAUUCCAAAAGUAUCUGUGUUGCAUGAGCAGCAAGAGGGGUCCAGUUCUUGGCACGCGGAGAGGGCAUUUGUCAUGCGUGAUAAGCAUCAAGAAGCCCUCAACAUAAAAUGUGUGAUGCUAGGACCUGCAUCACAGACCUCCCGGGUCAUGCAAAAUGUGCAUGACAAACUCCGACUCUUCCAGACCCAGACAUAUUUGCAUUCGAUAGAGCAAAAAGAUGAACAAGAACGAGUACAAGGAAGACGAAGAAGAUUAUUUCGAAGACAAAUUCGCGGGCGAAUACUUCGUCGGGAAAGAGGAUAAAAGCGAAGAUGAAAGCGAAGACGAAGUAAACCAAUACGAAGAUUAUCACGAUGAACAAGAUUGGUGGAACAAUUACUACGAAGAAGCCAGCGGCGGUUACUCUACUUACAAGACGACGAAAAAGAAGAUUAAGAAUGACCUUGGUUGUACUUCGAAAAAGCAGUCCUCUAGCAGCAGCAGCAGCUGUUCUUCCUCUGUAGUAAAGAAGGAUAAGAAUAGCAAAUCCACCAAACAAGGCAGGAGCAAAGUAGAGACGAGCGACCAGCUUGCCAUCGUUCCAGUGAAACAGACGAACAAGAGACGAAAAAUGGACGACCUAUCAACAUCCGGUCAAGAACUUGUCCCCGCCACCGUUCCCUUGUGGAAGCAACCGCGGCCGGCAAAGACGCGUCUCCAAAGCUUGAACAUUUCCUCGACCAUAUCCUGAGUAAAAACGUCCCCAUACCAGAGUCAAGAUGGAAAAUCUGCUAGACAAAUCAGCCAACUUUGGUUGUUUCGCAUGACAAAAUUGUCCUCGUAGUGUAAUGCUGUUUAGCUAGUUCGGCAGCAUCACAGAUAUAGCAUGCCAUGCUAUGCAUAGCAUCACAAAUCCCAAAACACGACUAGAAAAAGCUUCUCAUGUGGCUUCGCAUGAGAAACUUUUUUGGCAUGCAGAUUUGCAUGACAACUCUGGGGUGGGGACGUUUUUACUCAGAAUAGACCAUCGUGCAGGCCCUGUUGGACCCGGAAUCGGAGAUCAGCAAGACGUAUGGAAUGUAAAAAUGUCUGGGUCUGGAAGAUUGCAGGAGUUUGUCAUGCAUCUUCUGGAUCAACACGCAACUGGUCUCUAAUGCACGCAAAAGCAUUACAGGUUUUGCGUAGGCCUCCUGAUGUCUAUCCCGCAUGAGAAAUUUCGUAUUUGCGUAGCAAGAAGUCGGAAGGUUCUGGUCUUUAUGCAAUACAAAUUUUUGCCUAUUCCAGAAUUCGCAUGACAAGUUCCAAUUCUUCCAGACCCAGACAUUUUUGCAUUUGAUAAGACGGCGAAAUUGGACAUGGAUGCCUUGCCGAAGAACAUCCGCAAGGCCUUCCAGCGCGGGGCCAACACCUCCGGCAAGUGCCUAUCAAAUGCAAAAAUGUCUGGGUCUGGAAGGAUGCAACUUGUGAUGCUACCUCUGGACUCUACAUAAAAUCUGUAUUGCAUGAACAGCGAAAGAGGUGUAUUUUGUACUACGCGGAGAGGGCAUUUCUCAUGCGGUAUGAGCAUCAGAAAGCCCUCGCAAAAUCUCUGAUGCUAGGGCAUGCAUCACAGACCUCACGGGUUAUGCAAAAUCUGCAUGACAAACUCCUGCAUUCUUCCAGACCCAGUCAUUUUUGCAAUCCAUAGUGCCGCCGCGCCUACGAGUACUUCACCGACCUUGCCUGUGGGCCGCGGAUGCGCAUGUCGUAUCAAAAUGAAAAAUCCCCCCUCCCCAUAUCGAAACGAAGUGUGUGAUGCUGGAUUUGCGUCCUCCACAAAUUAGAUUUGUCUUGCUGACGAGGACUGCAGGCCCACGUUAAGCCUGAGGGGAGAGGUUUUGGCGUAGUCGCUUAGCAUGAGAAACGUCUGCGCUGUAGGCUAAACAGUAUCACAAACCGCCUGCAUAAUGCGGCGGAGCUUGUGGAGUUGCCUUCUUGCAAGACAGAGAUGAUUUGUGGUCGCAAAUCAGCAUUGCAAAUUUUCUGCGACGUACCUUUUCGAUAUGGGGAGGGGGGAUUUUUCCUCACAGUAUGUCCCUCACGAACUUUCGUUCCGCGUACGAGAAGCGGUAUAGGAAGGAUGACAUCGAUUGGGAGAUCUACAAGUGCUACAACAUUUCCAUCGAACUGGUGACGAAGAUGCAGGAAGCUGUAAACGCACUGAUCAAGGACCACCAGCGGCUGCGAAAGACGGACAUGAUCUCGAAAAAGGAGGUAAACGACGUGAAAAAACUGCUGUACCGCGGUCUGCACGCCCUGGGCUUGAUCACCUACGACAAGAACCGGGACGAGAUUGUGCACAAACCGAAGGGGGUCAGCUGGGUUUUCAACGUGGUUCUGGCGCCGUUUGCGAACACCAGCUCCUUGAAGACUUGCGACGUAUUCAAAGACGAGUACACCUGGAGUACGCAGGAUUUCGUCAUGGCCUUUUGGUGGAGCCGCAUCGAAGCCGAAACCAUGAUUGAAGCCGUGGAAAAGCACGGUGCCGAUUACAUCCCAGACGAAAUUCCGAAUUUUCGCAAAACCGACGGGGUUCGGUCCAAGGAAGAGAAGGAGUUUCGGAAACGAGUGAAGAUAUGGAGUGGAAGAAAUUUGUAUGGGUCUGGCGCUGUGGAAAGGAAAGGAUGACGCGACUUUGUUUAUUGUUUUGCUGGUCAUUCUUGCAUGUUGACGCAGCGGUCUUUCGUACAGCACCACAAGUUUUGCGAGGCAGCUACUUGCAGAUUCAUUCGUGAGUCGCAUGAAAAAUGUCAGCACGACAAAGGAGCCGGGCAGUCCUGUUCAUAGAAGUACAAUACAGAGCUUCUUCGUGCUUGAAAUUCUGCAUCACAUAUAUGCGUGAAAUUUCGCAUCACGGGGAUGAAGAAAUACUCGCGAUGUUUUCGCGGUUCUGACCCUAUGCCGUUCCAGCGCCUGCGGAGGCUUGCCUCCUCAGCGAUGUUGGACAAUGGCAAUGUCGGUGCGGUUGUUUUAGCAUCACAUAUACACAGAUACAACUCCAGACCCUGUUACCAUAUUUGCAAUGGAUAGAAGAAGAGUCUUUACAACGCGAUGCUGCACCAGAACCGCAAGGAGAACGGUAUGGCGUUCUCAAAUGUUACAUUCUCAAUUGUUACACGAUUUGUAAUGCAAAAUCACAAUCAGAAUCGACACGAUCAAGCUGCGUCGCAUGACAACUUCUCGAAGAGCCAAACAGGCUGAGAAUCUUUGCCAGAUCUGUCAUGCAAGACGCGAAGUCUGACCCCUUUCACUUUUCCCAUUCUUGCAUCACAAAUCCAUGUAACAGUUGAGAAUGUAACAGUUGAGAACGCCAUAAACGGCAAAGAGGACUUGUCCGCCAAGUUGGACGCCUUCGCCAAGUGCCUGGAGGGGGUAUCACAGGAAAAAAGUGUUACAGUUACACACAUAGUCUAUGCAAGACCGGCAACACAGACAACCUUUCUCAUGCAGGAAAUGCUUGGGAGCCUCGUUUUCUUCCUGUUUUCCCUUAUGAUCUUCGCAUUACAAGUGGUCUCUGCCACACAGAGAAAAUUUGUGAUGCAGAAACUCCAACAAAUGUGUAACUGUAACACUUUUUUCUCAUGAUAGGGGGAAGACGAGCUAAACUACAACGAAAAUUCUUCGCACGCGGGCAACAAGAAACAAGCCGCCACCAAACGUCCCCAGCUCGACAAAAAGCAGGUUCUGAAAGACAUCCAGAACGACAUAUCAAAUGUAAAAAUGUCUGGGUCAGACCCAGUCUGGAAGAGUGCAAGUUUGUCAUGCUUGUCUGGCAUGACUCGAGAAUCUGUGUUGCAUAGGCGCGAAAAGGCCCUCUUGCCUGUCAUACAAAAACGCAGUUUGCCAUGCGGAAUACGUAAGACAUGGCAGCCAAAAAAAUUGUCAUGCAUAGCUGCGCAUUGGCAUUACAGUGCGUCUUCCAUUCACUUUUAGCAUUACAAGUUUCCAGACCCAGACAUUUUUGCAGUUCAUACGACAUCGCGAGAAACAAGUUCGCGAGGAACGCAAGCGCAGCGAAGAAAAAAGAAAUCGCUGCGCUGGUUACUAACGCGACCAAGACAGAUUAUUUGAAGACGACAAAAACGUCGUCCAACAAGCGAAAAAUGAUGAACCCUAAACAAGCACAAGAGGAGGCGGAUGAGGACAACUACGGAAAUAAAGCUGCGAUGAGCACCAGCUCCGAAGAUGAAGUAAAGCCGUUGGCGAAAAAGAAAAAGACGAGCUCUAGUACAACUGGCUUUGGCCGCGGAGUGAAGAACAUGAACAAGCACCGCACCGCCACGGCGGACCCGAGCGCCGGCGGUGCGCAGCUGCGGUGGGGGCCGGUCGAGCAUGUAGCGCCGAUGCGUAUCCAAGAAAAAAACACCGUCACAAUCACAGUUGGGAAGUUUUGCAUCAGAAAUUUGUCUCGCAUAACAAAUUUUUCUUGUAUUGCAAAAACACAAAGGGAAAUCUCCUAUGACUUUUGACUGUGAUGCAGUUUUGCGCAUGACAAAAAUGUUUGUAUUGCAAAACUGUGCAAAAGUGAUUGUGAUGGUGUUUUUUUCUUGGAUAAUGCGGCCACGGUUGGUACUGAACGAGGAAACGGGGGAGCUGGAGUAUGACCUGCUGAAACGUUACAAUCUCAAAUCGGUUACCAUAGAAUUUGGGUUUUGUGUUGCAUGACGAGCAUGACAGACUCGGACAGCAUUCCACUUUCUGCAAUACAAAUUUCGCCAGAUUUUUGUACUGCGGUUUGGGGCUCCGGAACUUGUCAUGCGCAAUCCUAUGAGAGUUGGCUAGAUCAUGCAAUCUUGCUCUUGCACCACAGAUUUCCAUAUUCUAUGGUAACCGAUUUGAGAUUGUAACACCUGAGCGGGUUAUAUGGAGCAGGUGCCAGCGGAAGAGGUUGACCACGAGAACGACCCCUUUUGCUUGAAGAUGAUGGGAAUGGGCGGCGCGGGCUUGGUGAACGGGAUGAAAGAUUUCGAGGAAUUCGUGUUGCUGCUCGAGUCCGAGGAGUGGAAAACGCGGGGCGAGGACGGACUUCCGUUGAUGGACGCGAAGGGGAGAAAUAAACGCGGUAAAAAAAACCCGUCGGCGAUCGAGGAUAUUAAGCCCGCCGAGCAGUAUGAACAGCUCCUGGCAUUGGAAGAUGAGCAGGGAGAUGAAGCGGAGGAGGUCGUCCCUGGGGAGGUUUCUUUCAUCGCGAGUGAAAAACAAGAACUACAGUCGAAGAGCAAGAAAAAGGAUAAAAAUGGAGCAACAGCAGUUUUUACCGCGAACAGUAAAAAGAAGAAAGCAGCUGCAGAACAAGGAGCUUCCUCGUCGUACAACUGGGACUUCGACAGUGCGUCCUCUUGGGGCGAGCUCUACAAAGAGUUUUACGAAGGCGACUGGGCGGCUGACGGUGCUUGGGAUGAGGAGGAUCCGGGCUAUGAAGACCACUGGCAGGAGGGGCACGGCGGCAAAGGCGGUGGGGGCAAGGAAAACUAUGCUGCAGAUAGAAUGGAAGUGGACCAAGAGGGCGAGGACGAGAAGCCAGUGUUGCGCCAAAAGCAGAAGCAGGAUAAAAAAUUGCAGAAGAAAACUGCGAAUGCGGACCACCGGAAAAAGGGUCGCGGCGGACCAGUGGCGGCCUCGGUCGCGGGGGAGUAGGAAUUGGUGGAUAAGGUUCUCUCGUCGCUUGGAUGAUUCUUCAUUUCAUGAAAGAAUAAGUUUUGUGUCCACUUUAACAUCGCUGCAUACUACCACUACCCGGUAGGACGUUAGGGACGAUGCUAUCAGACAGUGUCAAGAAACUGUUCGUAGGACAAGGCUAUUCACUAAUACCCGAACUGGCGUGCUCAAAGACGAGAAAAGAAUCGCACAACCACUCAGCGAGCUUAUCUUUAAUCACAGGCUAGGUGGUGACGUAGUGUUCCCUUGCGAGUUUCUUACGUAGUUAUAUUUCAAGCUCUUUGUUUUCUACUACUGCUAUGACUACCACCCAGUACGCAGGUUCUUGAAGAUGCAACGAACAUCGGCAGGCUACAGCUUCAUCUGCUGCACAAAAUACAAGACCGCGGUCUUUCCUGCUUUAAUACGGCGCGUGAUCACAUUGCUUUUGCUGUGGGCAAUGGUGUCAAUCGCAAGGAAAACGAACUUGUUACUGCGGAAAAAGUACGAGUUCGAAGAGAGUUGACCUGAGGGCAAUAUCAAAAGCACCAUGGAAAAACAAUAAACAAAGACACCAGGAGCAGCUGGGGCUGCCAACGUAAGGGAAACAUUUACACUUCGAACAAUGAAACCGAAU